AUGGGGUUCGGGGGUGUUUGGCCAGCGUGGAUUCGAAAUUGCUUAUCUUAUUCAAAAAUUUCGGUUCUUGUGAAUGGCUCGGCUCACGGGUUUUUUAGUAGUAGUAAGGGACUUCGUCAAGGUGAUCCUCUUUCACUAUUUCUUUUUACCAUCGUCGGAGAAGUGCUGAGUCAUAUGUUGAAUAAGGCACAACAAAUUGGUAAAAUUUCGGGUUUUUCGGUAAAAAACGGGGGAAUCAAAGUUAAUCACUUUCCAUUUGCCGAUGAUACCAGUGUUUUUCUUGAUGUGAAGCAUGAGCAAGUGGAUGCUCUCUUAUACUUGCUCUUAUGUUUUGAGCUUACGUCGGGUUUGAAGAUUAAUUUCUCGAAAAGUUGUUUGUUCGGUGUCGCUCUUAAUGAAGAUAUUGAUGGCUUUGCGAGUAUGUUAGGGUGUAAAAGAUCAAAUUUCCCAAGUAUUUACCUUGGUCUUCCUUUGGGUGAUAAAGUUAGUGGUUCUCAUAAGUGGGAGAAGAUAGUGGAAUUUUGUGCUUCUAGGCGUUCUUCUUGA
Messenger RNA from Papaver somniferum (opium poppy), 546 nucleotides. RefSeq lists its product as uncharacterized. The record is from RefSeq and is a predicted model, not a curated record. The transcript has a single exon. Bases 1 to 546 code for a protein of 181 amino acids. Lineage: Eukaryota; Viridiplantae; Streptophyta; Magnoliopsida; Ranunculales; Papaveraceae.